ACUGAAAUAUCGCUCCCGUGUCUUCAUUUCCUGAGAGCCCCAACAAGAAGUCAAGAAGGAGUAACGGGUCUACCUCAUUAAGAUUGAUCUCGCCUGCGAAAGAAACUCCAGCGCUGUGUACAGUCUCUACAUCCCGAUAUCUUUGUAUCUGCAGAACUCCAUCAGAAGUGAGAUUAACCUCAAUCCUAAUUGUAAUGAUUAAACCCACCUCGCAAUCGCGCAAGCCUCUUGAUUCGCGGCACUCCAUCGAUUCCUGUAUGUUGCAGCUCCAUAGUUGGAGGCCUUUUCAAUGCCAAACUACUCCUACCAAAAUCCUAGACUCUGAUUCCCACAUUAAUGCUAACCCUAAACCAUAUUACUCCUCCUCUAAUGGCAUCCAUACCAAGCGCCCCUGCCUCUCCGACCGCACCACCUCGUCCUUCUCUGUGGAUGCUAUUGAUUUGUCUAAGCUGAGCUUGAUUGACGAUUAUAAGCCGAUUGCAGCUGGUCACUACAGGAGCGGUAGCUACCGCUUAAUCGCUCGCAAGAGGCGGCGCCGGGGGUCCAGGUCUGUUUCGGGUCGGAGCAGCGAUCGCAGCGGGACCCGUAGAUGCUGCUCAGUUGGGGCUUCGGCAGCAUAUGGGACAUGCUCUGAUUUUCCGGUGGCGAUGGGUACAGAUUCGAGCGGGGAGCUAUUUGGAAAUGGUGAUGCGAAUUGGUCAUCGGAUGUGAGUGAAGCGAAAAAUUCGCGGAAGGAUAGAGACAGGGAAGGUGGUAGCGGAGAGAAGGAGAAUUUGGGAUUGGGCAUCGGUGUAACUGGGUGUUCUGAUGCUAACGGAAAUGAGUCUGGUUAUGGAAGUGAACCCGGUUAUCGGGGGGAUGCAGAGUUUGGUUAUGGAGACGAGCUUGAAGAGGAGGAGGACGAAACGCGAUUAUUAUUUUGGGGGGAUCAAUUUGAAGGUUCGAGAAUGGAAAUGGUGGGGGAGAACAACCUACUAGAUCACAAGUCCCAUCAUAGAUGCCGACGUAGGAAGCAAGAUUGUAGAAUGGUGGAUGCAUUGAAGUAAAUUCCGUGAUACGCUCAUAUUUGGCCAAAACAAGGUACCGAGCAUGUCAGCAAGUUGAGCAGGUGGAUCUGUGAGCCUGAUACGGCUUUGCUAAAUUGUGAGAUCUACUUGAUUCCUUUUGACAAGGAAACUAAGCCUUGACUAGUUGACUGUUAACCAUAAUCACAUAUUGAUAUUAAUUUUAAAUUAUUUAUCAAUAUUGAUGAUUUUUCUUUUGUUG
Neltuma alba is the source of this 1266-nucleotide messenger RNA. RefSeq lists its product as uncharacterized. The record is from RefSeq and is a predicted model, not a curated record. The coding region runs from base 195 to 1046 and encodes 283 amino acids. NCBI's taxonomy places the organism in Eukaryota, Viridiplantae, Streptophyta, Magnoliopsida, Fabales, Fabaceae. The transcript has 2 exons.